GACUCACCUGUAGGUGGCGCAUGUCCUCUCCUCCUCAGUCAUGAAUCUGUCAGAGGGCAGAAGUCAGUAGGUAGUUCGUCGGUAGCACAGGCAGGUAUGUAAAUGUCUGAGGACAGGGAAGCCCAGGAGGAUGAGCUACUUGCUUUAGCAAGUAUCUAUGACGAGGAGGAGUUUCAUCGGGCGGAAUCUGCUCAGGGGGGAGAGAUUCAACUCUGUCUGGAGCUCCCUACUGAUUUCAAAGUAGUUUGCAAAGGAGAGAAGCAAACUGAACAUAAUGUCAGCUUCCUACCUCCUUUGGUGCUCAACUUUGAGCUUCCUGGAGACUAUCCAUCCACAUCCUCACCACUCUUCACUCUCAGCUCUAAAUGGAUGACAAGGGCACAGAUGAGCACUCUGUGUAGACGUCUGGAUGAGCUGUGGGAUGAGAAUCAGGGCUGUGUGGUUCUUUUCACAUGGAUCCAGUUCCUCAAGGAGGAAGCUUUAGACUUUCUUGGUAUCAAGUCUCCUCUAGAAGUCACCAGAGCAGGGAGUAGAGCAAAUGGUGAGCGCAGGAAAGCUGACCCAGCAGCCACAGCUCAUUUUGAAAAAGAUGAGGAGAAAAAAAGAGAAGUUAAGAAGGGAAAUCCUGAACCACAGUCGUCUUCAUCACACCUGGACCCAAGGACUGUCGUGCUGCUAGAUCCCCGUGCCGACAUUCUACCUCAGCUCCUGGACUUUGAUGAAGAGCAGCGCCAAAGGGUCUUCAAUGGGAAGGUCUUCUGUUGUGGGAUUUGCUUUGUAGAGAAGCUGGGCUCCAGCUGCCUUUGCUUUAAAGAGUGCCAGCAUGUAUACUGCAAGGCCUGCAUGUCUGAAUACUUCCAAAUCCAAAUACGGGAUGGUAACGUUCAGUGCCUUAAUUGCCCUGAGCCCAAAUGUUCCUCUGUAGCCACACCAUUGCAGGUGAAGCAGCUGGUAGAUGAGGAGCUAUUUGCCCGUUAUGACCGUCUACUUCUCCAGUCCAGUCUGGACCUCAUGGCUGAUGUGGUCUACUGUCCUCGCCAGUCCUGCGGCACUGCGGUCAUGGUAGAACCAGACACAACCAUGGGCAUUUGUUCAGCAUGUCAGUAUGCUUUCUGUACACUGUGCAAGCUGGGCUAUCAUGGCGUCUCCCACUGUAAAAUUAAUGCAGAUGAACUACGUAACCUCAGAGAUGAUUACCUGUCAGCCACUACCGAGGGCAAAAAGUUCAUGGAGCAGCGGUUUGGAAAGAGGGUGAUUCAGAAAGCCGUCGAGGAGUCCUUUAGCAGAGACUGGCUGAAUGAGAACUGUAAAUGUUGUCCACGUUGUGGCACAAACAUACAGAAAGUUGAUGGCUGCAACAAGAUGACCUGCACUUCCUGUAAACAAUAUUUCUGUUGGCUGUGCCUGGGCGUCCUCAGCAAAGUCAACCCAUACAGUCACUUUAACAACCCACAUUCGCCCUGUUACAAUCAACUCUUUCACGGUGUGGAUCCAGAUGAGGAAGAUGCCUUCUGGAGUGAUGAAGAGGACUGAUCAGUGCAGUACCUGUCCCCGCUGUAUGCUCUUUCUGAAUGCACUUUAUCUCACACAACCAUCACUUCACCUGUGACACUCACUGUGUAUAGGUGAAAAUAGUUUAAUAUAUGCUUUACAAAGAUUCAACAUUCAAGCGCAUACUGUGUACUAAUAGAGUCUAUGGUUCGACAGCCAUGAAAUAAUGACAUUUCCUUUUUAAGAUCAACAAGGGCACAUUGUGGGAUAUAUGGAUAGGUAGAAAAAGGAUAUGAAGAGAUGUCUGUAUUGACAGAAAAAAAAACUGUUGGAUUCAAUCAAGCUUUGCAGAAUUAGUUUUUGCGAUUCAUUUAACUACUCAUGGAUUUAUUAUAUCAAAUGGCUGUUUUGGAAGAACUAAUGAUUUUCAGUUUAGUCGGCUCAGACUAAGCAUUUCUGUUCCGUCUCAGAUCUGAUGACAGAGACACUACAUUUGGCUUUCAUUGUUAUUUGCUGUUAAGUCUCUAACUCUAAGCACAGCUAAGCCUCCUUAAAUUAACCUCAAGGCGAGUAUUUCAGUGAGUUUGUUAAUGUAUGUGUCAGCUUUGAUACGCAUGUACUGUUAGUAAGGGAUUCAGUACAAAACAGGCAAACUUAGAGGGUUCUUUGUCCCAGCUACAGAAAAUUGUGAUUGUUUUUAGAUAGAGAUCAAUGAUCUUUGGUUAAGUAUUAAAAUGGGAAACCCUUAAUGCCUGUUAAGUUUACAAAUCUAAAAUAACUUCUUGAAAUAUUUUCAUGGUGUGCCUGCGAGGGUCUGUUCAUCCGUGGCCAAUCCUCCGAUGGAGUGAAUGUUCUUUUCUUAAUGAGUUGUGUGGGGUUCAGCUUUACAAAAUGUUGGAGGAGAGAUGUUCUUACUUUGUGUUCACAGCCGUUUACGAAUUAAAUUAAACCAGGCCGUUUUUCCAAAUUCUCCAUGUUUGUCGUAGACACUGUAACUGUAAAGUUGCCAAAUAUUCUAAUCUAGGGAAAGUGAUAGAAAUGGAGUACAAUAGUGAUAAUGUCAAGGCAGGAAUAUUUUUCAUUUGCUCAAAAAGGAGCCUGUACCAUACAAGCACCACUGUUAGAACCACUGAAGAACCUCUCCUGCCCUAAAUGAUCUGGGCUCCACUGAUUUUGUUUAGUUUUUGUACUCGAUGCCAGUCUGGACAGUCUGAAUAUAUUAUGCAUUCUUGUUAAGGUAAGAAACGCACAUGGAAUCAGUUUCCCUUCAACAAACACCCAAUUCAUAAUGAUAACGUACAAAAUCCAGUUGUUUAUAAAAAAGGCCUUCAGAAUCCUGUCUGAAUGCAUCCAGCAUACUGUUUCACAGAAUAAAAGUUACCACUGAA
This is a messenger RNA of Sphaeramia orbicularis (orbiculate cardinalfish), 2879 nucleotides long. It is a transcript of the gene rnf14, whose product is annotated as ring finger protein 14. The coding region runs from base 103 to 1533 and encodes 476 amino acids. NCBI's taxonomy places the organism in Eukaryota, Metazoa, Chordata, Actinopteri, Kurtiformes, Apogonidae. The record is from RefSeq and is a predicted model, not a curated record. Gene Ontology annotation, biological process: protein ubiquitination. The transcript has 9 exons. Gene Ontology annotation, molecular function: zinc ion binding; protein binding; ubiquitin-protein transferase activity.